Colossoma macropomum (tambaqui) is the source of this 3995-nucleotide messenger RNA. It is a transcript of the gene eml4, whose product is annotated as echinoderm microtubule-associated protein-like 4. Gene Ontology annotation, cellular component: mitotic spindle. Gene Ontology annotation, biological process: microtubule cytoskeleton organization. Gene Ontology annotation, molecular function: microtubule binding. NCBI's taxonomy places the organism in Eukaryota, Metazoa, Chordata, Actinopteri, Characiformes, Serrasalmidae. The coding region runs from base 294 to 3380 and encodes 1028 amino acids. The record is from RefSeq and is a predicted model, not a curated record. The transcript is spliced from 24 exons.
UCUCAUUCUCUCACUGACUCUGUGCGCUUUGUCUGCAUGGGCAGACGUGUGCAGGGCUGAGAGAGAGAGAGAGAAAAAGAGAGGGCAGGAUUAAGACACUGUCUGUAGAAGAGGAAAGAGACAGGCACACUGAGAACAUCUAAGAGAAGAAGAGCAUCUGAUCUGCAGAAACACAGAAAGAAAGAGAGAGAGAGAAAAAGAAAGAGCAGCUUUCUGAGAAGAAGACGUGCACCCGCAAGAAGACUGCAUACACACACACACUCGCGCGCUCCACACACGUUUGUGUAAGGGGAAUGGAGGACAGUUCAGUGAGCAUGGAUCCAGCCUGCAAUUCUACUGCUGCACCCGUGCUUAACAACCAUUGUGUGGACGACAGUAUCUCUGCGGCCAGCGCCUCAGACGUGCAGGACCGGCUGUCGUCCCUGGAGCUGCGGGUCCAGCAGCAAGAGGAUGAGUUGACGGUGAUGAAGGCAGCGCUGGCCGAUGUUCUCAGACGCCUUGCACUGUCUGAGGACUCGGCAGCCAAGAAACAGCAGAGCACCAAAGGUCAGACCCCACUGCGUGAGGCCUUCUCCAUGUCCUGUAUUGCUAACGGCAGCUCCAGUGGCCGCAAGUCCCACAGAGACAGCUCCACGGUGUCUGUAGCCAGGAAAGAGACGCUGUCCUCCGCAGCCAAGAGUGGUGGCGAGAAGAAAAAAGACAAGCCUCCGAUGGAGGGGAUCAAGGAGAAGGAAGAGCCACCACAAGCUAACGAUAAACCCCCUUCAACACCCAGCACCCCCCAGGCACCAUCCCCCUCCAGCCACCCCCCUUCCCCACACCCCCUACAGCCUCAGAGACCGGCACUGGAGAGCAAAGGGCCCUCCCCAGCCAAAAGCAGGGGCCACAGUGCGAAGCGGGGUGGAGGAAUGGAGCGUUCUCAGAGCAGCACAUGGGAGAGCGGGGAGGAAAGCAGGAACAAGCUGGUCAAAGCUGCCUCCACCUCCAAACUGCUGGCCAAAGUUGUGAAGAAUGCAGAGAAACACAGAGAUCCAGUUAUCAGCCAAGCCAAAAUGUCAACUCGUGAGAAAAACAGUCAAGAGGGUGACUAUAUCAAAAUGUUCAUGCGAGGACGUCCCAUCACCAUGUUCAUCCCAUCUGAUGUAGAGAACUAUGAAGACGUCCGAACCGAGCUUCCCUCAGAGAGGCUCAAACUGGAGUGGGUAUAUGGCUAUAGGGGGCGAGACUGCAGAGCAAAUGUUUAUCUGUUGCCUACAGGGGAGAUAGUCUACUUCAUUGCCUCAGUGGUUGUACUAUUCAACUAUGAUGAGCGGACACAGCGGCAUUACUUAGGACACACUGACUGUGUCAAAUGUCUUGCUGUUCAUCCAGAUAAGAUACGUAUUGCCACAGGACAGAUCGCAGGAGUGGACAAGGACGGCAGGCCACUGCAGCCUCACGUAAGAGUGUGGGACUCUGUCACUCUGACCACCCUGCAGGUCAUCGGCCUGGGCACCUUUGAGAGAGGAGUGGGAUCCCUCGCUUUCUCUAAAGCUGACUCUGGCACCCACCUCAGCGUGAUUGACGACUCCAAUGAGCACAUGCUGACUGUGUGGGACUGGCAGAAAAAGUCGAAAAUUGCUGAGAUUAAGACAACUAACGAAGUGGUCUUAGCAGUUGAGUUUCACCCCACAGAUGCCAACACCAUUGUCACCUGUGGCAAAUCACAUAUCUUUUUCUGGACAUGGAGUGGCAACUCUCUGGCUCGCAAGCAGGGCAUCUUUGGGAAAUAUGAGAAGCCCAAGUUCGUCCAGUGUUUGGCCUUCCUUAAUAAUGGAGACAUCCUGACCGGAGAUUCGGGAGGCGUCCUGCUGAUCUGGACCCGCAGCACAGUGGAACCGGCCCCAGGCAAAGGACCCAAAGGAGCAUUUCAGAUCACUCGUCAAAUCAAGGCCCAUGACGGCAGUGUGUUCACACUGUGUCAAAUGAGAAAUGGCACACUGCUGACUGGAGGAGGCAAAGACCACAAGAUCAUCCUGUGGGACCAUGACCUCAACCCAGAGAGAGACAUAGAGGUUCCUGAUCAGUAUGGAACCAUCCGAGCCGUGGCUGAAGGGAAGGGGGAGCAGUUUCUGGUGGGCACAUCACGUAACUUCAUCCUGAGGGGAACAUUCAACGAUGGGUUUCAAGUAGAAGUACAGGGUCACACAGAUGAGCUGUGGGGUCUGGCCACUCACCCAUUCAAGGACCUUUUCCUCACCUGUGCCCAGGACAGGCAAGUGUGUCUGUGGAAUGCAGGGGACCACUCGCUGGAAUGGACCAGACUGUUGGAUGAGCAUGGCCACUGUGCGGACUUCCAUCCUAGCGGUGCUGUGGUUGCCAUUGGUACUCACUCAGGGAAGUGGUAUGCUCUGGAUGCUGAGACUAGGGACCUGGUGGCCAUCCACACAGAUGGGAACGAGCAGCUGUCAGUAAUGCGCUACACUAUAGAUGGCACACUGCUGGCAGUGGGAUCACAUGAUAACUUCAUUUACCUCUACACAGUGUCGGAUAAAGGACGCAAGUACAGCAGAUACGGGAAAUGCACUGGACAUUCCAGCUACAUUACGCAUCUUGACUGGUCCCCCGACAACAAGUUCAUCAUGUCCAACUCAGGAGACUAUGAAAUCCUCUACUGGGACAUUCCAAACGGCUGUAAGCUGAUUCGUAAUCGCUCUGAGUGUAAGGACAUUGACUGGGCCACCUAUACCUGUGUGCUGGGAUUCCACGUCUUUGGAGUGUGGCCAGAAGGUUCGGACGGAACCGACAUCAACGCCUUGGUGAGAUCUCAUAACAGGAAGGUGAUUGCUCUGGCGGAUGACUUCUGCAAAGUGCAUCUCUUCCAGUACCCGUGCUCCAGACCUAAGGCACCAAGCCAUAAGUACAGCGCCCACAGCAGUCAUGUGACUAAUGUGAGCUUCUUGCACAAAGACAGUCAUCUGGUAUCAACGGGCGGUAAGGACACUAGUAUCAUGCAGUGGCGUCUGGUGGAGAAGACGCCCACCCUGGUGCCCAGCGACUCCAGCCUUGGCCUCACCGACUCCCUUCUGCACAACUCGAGCCCCCGCAGCCUGGCCUCAGUUCCUGCCAUACCCCAGUCGCCCUCCGAGCCAGUGGCAGUGCCCGACUCUCUGCCCCUCGGUGACACGCAGCCAGACACCAACACGCCACCCCCAACACCCAUUGAGGCCUUGGAGCCUACCCCCAAUGGACAGCAGGAGGGCUCACCUGAAACCCCACCUCCUUCUGAUGAGGCCACACCCACCUCUGACAGCACCCUGAGCCCAAAGGACAGCCUGGAGCCUAGCGAUGACACAGCCACACCCAGCGAUGAGGGCACACCCUUUAGCCCACCCUCAUAAAGCUUUGUCGAUGAGGUGAUGGUGGCCUCCUGCACCUCUCCUCCUCCAGAGUUCUCUUGUCUGCUCCUCUUAGUGUGCUCCUCCCAGAGGCACUAGCAUGUCACUGCACCCUUGCUGUGGCAGGUUGGAGUACAUAAACAGAGGCUCUUUAAGUUUUACUCUUUUCAGGUUCUUUUUCUAUUUCUUUAAUUGUCUGUUAAUUUGUCAGAGAGGGAGAAAAGAUGAAUGAAGUAUGGUUACGUGCUGCCCAGGAGGAAUCAUACUCGGAGUAUGUAGAAAGCCUUCGGAGAUAUGGAAACAGACACUAACAUGCCUGUAUACACUGAUGCACACAAACACUACCACAGACACCAUUUCACUCCCACUUACUCCAUCUCUCUCAAACACACACAAAGACACAUACUUUCUUUGGCAACUGUGACCUCUAGACACAUUCUGGUGGGUAGAGAUACAGUUCUUCAAAACCUUAAACAAAUUUUGUUUCUUAGCGUACAUGAAGUUGACAGCUAUUAGCACCAUACAGAGACCUACAUACAAAAAACAGACCUACACACUCAUACACAGAAAAGGGCACAUACCAGGACAACAGAAUUAGAUUGGUGCAGUAAGUGAUUA